AUGGCCACCCCCUCCAUCCCUCAGUUGUCAACAAGCUCGGGAAUGAGGUUGUCAAAAGAGCAUUUCCUGGUCGCAUUGCCUGUGGCGGUAGUCGCAGCUGCAGGAGGCUUCCUGGUCAGCCGUUACCUGAGCGGGCGGAGCUGUAAAAAGGGCCUGGUGAACACCUGCAUCAACAAAGAUAGUCCCAAAGUGGUGCACAGCUUCGACAUGGAGGAUAUUGGCACCAAGGCUGUCUACUGCCGUUGCUGGAAGUCAAAGAAGUUCCCUUUUUGCGACGGCGCCCACAGCAAACAUAACGAGGAAACCGGCGACAACGUGGGACCGCUCAUCAUCAAGAAGAAGGACGCAUGA
This is a messenger RNA of Nerophis lumbriciformis (worm pipefish), 351 nucleotides long. The record is from RefSeq and is a predicted model, not a curated record. Lineage: Eukaryota; Metazoa; Chordata; Actinopteri; Syngnathiformes; Syngnathidae.